AUGAAUAAGGUGAAUAAACAGAAGAUUAUUCUGGAUGUGUGUAGACUGAAUAAAGUUGGGCUUGGGGCUCUUCUUGAAACAAAAAUCAGGGGAGUUAAAGUGAAGGAAGUUAUGAACACUAUAUUUUAUGGUUGGGAGUUUUAUAGUAGUAAUCUUGUGGAUGGAAGAAUCUUAGUGAUUUGGAAUGCCAAAAUGGUGCAGUUGGAAGUAUUACAGGAAAGUGAUCAGCUAUUACACUGUCAAGUUCGGAUGCAUAAUCAAAAGAUUUUAUGUAUUACUUUUGUUUAUGGUUCUAAUAAUUUGGAAAUGAGGAGAUCCUUAUGGAUUGAUUUGGAGCACUUGUCUAAGCCUAGUAAUGCUUGGAUGGUUCUUGGUGAUUUCAACGCUGCUUUUAAUCCUAAUGAUAGAAUGGGUGGUCGUCCAAUCACUUUGAAAGAAAUGGAGGACACUAGACAAUGGUUAGAUCUUGGAUUGGUGGAAGAAAUGAAGAUCAUGGGUCCGUAUUUCACUUGGUCUAAUAAUCAAGAAGGUGGGGAUCGUAUCUUUUCUAAGUUGGAUAGGGUGUUUGCUAAUGAGACUUGGCUGGAUGAGCAUCCCUUAGCUUCGGCUGGGGUUCAGUGGGAGGUUGGGUCAGAUCAUUCCAUGAUCUUGAUAAAGCAGCUGCCAGUUAUAAGGGUGGGGGUGCAACCAUUUCGUUUUUACAACAUGUGGAUUGUUCACCCUCAGUUUAGAGAAGUUGUUCUAAAUAAUUGGAAUCAACCUCUGAGAUUUCCUGGAAGGGGUUUAGACCAAAUUAGUUGGAAGUUACUUCGUCUCAAGCAUACUUUGAAGAACUUUAACUGGAAGAUUAUGGGGGAUGUUUUGUGUAAUUAUGAGAGAAGCAAGCUUGAUUAUCAACAGGCUCAUUCUAAUUGUCUUGCUGAUCUGUCUAACAGAGAGCUUAGUAAUGAAGAUCGGGUGGCUUAUCUUGAGUUUAAGAGGCAUGAGAAGUUAUAUGCUAGCUAUAUUUACCAAAAGAAUGAUUAUGAAAAAGUUUCGACUCAUUUUCUGGAUCAUUUCAGAAAUUUUCUGGGUUCAGCCAGUGAAGCUUCAGGGAUUAUUGAUACGCAUGCUAUUGGUUUGGGUUCUGUUUUGAGCAGUGAGGACCAGUUGGGUUUGAUUAAACCUUUUACUGUCAAGGAGGUGAAAAAAGCUAUGCUUAGCAUCCAUUCUUUGAAAAGUCCAGGUCCGGAUGGGUUUGGGGCUGACUUUUUUAAAGCUUUAUGGAAGGAUAUUGGGAUGGAAAUUACUUGGGGUGUUCUUGAUUUUUUUGAGUCAGCUAGCAUUCCUCACUCUCUGAAUAGUACUUUACUUUCUCUUAUUCCGAAAGUUGAUCAUCCUAUUAAUGCUUCAGAGUUUAGGCCUAUUGCUUGCUACAACACCUUAUAUAAAUGCAUUUCCAAAAUGUUAUGCAAUAGGCUUAAACUUGUGCUUCCUGCUUUGAUAAGCCAGAAUCAAGGGGCGUUUAUUAAGAAUCGCUUCCUUGCCCAUAAUGUUCUUAUACUCCAAGAUUUACUAAAAGGUUAUAAUAGGAGAAAUAUUUCUCCUCGUUGCAUUAUGAAGAUUGAUAUAAGCAAAGCUUAUGACUCAAUUGACUGGAAUUUUUUGGAAAAUCUUCUUAAUGCUUUGUGCUUUCCGAAGAGGUUUAUUAAAUGGAUUAUGGUUUGUCUCAGGGGUUCUUCUUAUGCUUUGGUGUUGAAUGGUAGCAUUCAAGGGCAGUUUCAAGGUGCUAGAGGGCUUAAACAAGGAGAUCCAAUCUCACCUUUAUUAUUUGUUAUGGUGAUGGAUUACCUUACUAGAUUGUUGUUAAAGACUUCAAGGGAGAAAGAGUUCAAAACUUCUUCUAUGAAGUACUUUUUUUCUCUAGCAAAGUCAAAUUUUGGAAGAAGGCCCAUUGAAGCAACAACUGAGCAUGAAGUCGCUACGUAUUGGUGGUGA
Humulus lupulus (European hop) is the source of this 1977-nucleotide messenger RNA. RefSeq lists its product as uncharacterized. The coding region runs from base 1 to 1977 and encodes 658 amino acids. The transcript has 3 exons. The record is from RefSeq and is a predicted model, not a curated record. Lineage: Eukaryota; Viridiplantae; Streptophyta; Magnoliopsida; Rosales; Cannabaceae.